UGCAUAUGCAGAUCAGGAGGUGCACUGCAGAUAAUAGGCUACUGUCUGAAAAACCAACGCUUCAUGUCUUCACUGAUAGUAGGUCUAUAUCCCUUCGUCAGUUGUGAGAAGUGGCUAUCACGACACGCCGUGGAUAUUACAUCAUGUCUGUUUAAUAUCCUGAGCUGAAUCCUGCGUGAGGUUUGCGCCGCAUACUCUGCGUCAGAGAAGAACAGCUGAUACACGCACAGACGUUUCUCAGCGAGACCACCGACGAGAGACAACGGACCACCGUCAACCGGAGCUCGAGACUCCCUGAGAUUAAGGUUCAAGACUAUCAUUCCAUUGACAACCGGUAACUGAUCAAACAUGGGCAAAGAAUUCAGAGGUACAAUUGCAGAUCACCCUGACUUUGAUGCAGGCAGUGAUGCAGAGGCCCUCUUUAAUGCCAUGAAAGGCUUUGGAAGUGACAAGGAGGCCAUCUUAGACCUGAUUACCUCACGAAGCAAUGCUCAGAGGCAGGAGAUACGUGCUGCCUACAAAUCACAGUAUGGGAAGGAUUUAAUUGAUGAUCUGAAAUAUGAGCUGACAGGGAAAUUUGAACGUCUGAUUGUGGGUUUGAUGAGACCUCCAGCCUAUCAUGAUGCCAAAGAAAUCAAGGAUGCCAUUAAGGGAGCAGGAACAGAUGAGAAAUGUUUGAUUGAAAUUCUCACUUCAAGAACCAAUGAGCAGAUUCAUAAUCUGGUGGAAGCAUACAAAGAUGCAUAUGGCAGAGACCUUGAAGAGGAUGUUAUAGGGGACACAUCUGGACAUUUUAAGAAGAUGCUGGUUGUUUUGCUUCAGGGGACCAGAGAGGAAGAUGAUGUUGUUAGUGAAGACCUCGUGGAGCAAGAUGCUCAAGACCUGUAUGACGCAGGAGAGGCACAGUGGGGCACAGACGAGGCCAAAUUCAUCAUGCUGCUGGGAAACCGAAGUGUGACCCAUUUGCAGUUGGUAUUUGACGAAUACCAGAAAAUUGCUGAGAAGGCCGUUGAGGACAGUAUUAAGAGCGAGCUCUCUGGAGACUUUGAAAGGCUGAUGUUAGCUGUCGUUCAGUGCAUCAGGAGUAAGCCCAUGUUCUUCGCCAGACGCCUUUACAAAUCCAUGAAGGGUCUGGGUACGGCUGAUAACACUCUGAUCCGCAUCAUGGUCUCCCGCUCUGAGAUUGACAUGUUGGACAUCAGAGAGUGCUUCAGACUGCGCUAUGAGAAAUCUCUGUACAACAUGAUUCAGGAUGACACAUCCGGGGAUUACAAGCGCACCCUGCUGAAACUGUGUGGAGGAGAUGAUGAUAUUGCAGGGGAGUUCUUCCCAGAGGCUGCACAGAUUGCCUACAAGAUGUGGGAAACCAGCGCCAUGACCAAAGUCCAGUUAAGAGGAACUGUGCGACCAUAUCAAAAUUUUGACCCUGCGAGUGAUGCUCAAGCUCUGAGAAAAGCAAUGAAGGGAUUUGGAACUGAUGAAGAUGCAAUUAUUGACAUUGUGGCACACAGGAGCAAUGCACAGAGACAGGAGAUCAGACAGACUUUUAAAUCUCUUUUGGGAAGGGAUCUCAUGGCUGACCUAAAAUCAGAACUGUCCAAAAACCUGGAAAGACUCAUCUUGGGUCUCAUGAUGACUCCAGCAGAGUUUGACGCUAAGAUGAUGAAGAAAGCCAUGGAGGGCGCAGGGACAGAUGAACAUGCAUUGAUUGAGAUCCUGGUCACUAGGAGCAACCAGGAGAUUCAGGAUAUGUGUUCUGCUUAUCAGAAUGCCUAUAAAAAAAGUUUGGAGGACAGCAUCGCAUCGGAUACAUCUGGGCAUUUCAAACGGAUCCUGAUAUCUUUGGCACAGGGAGCCCGUGAGGAGGACCCAGCAGACAUGGCCAGGGCCUCGGAAGAUGCCCAAGAAUUGGCAGAUGCAUGCAAUGAAGAUUCUGGUGACAUGGAGGACAAGUUCAUGAGUAUUCUGUGCACGAGGAGUUUUCCUCACCUGAGGAGAGUGUUCCAGGAAUUUGUGAGGUGCAGCAACAAAGAUAUCGAACAGAUCAUAAAGAAGGAGAUGUCAGGAGAUGUUAAAAAUGCCAUGUUUGCUAUUGUGCGGAGUGUGAAGAAUCAGCCAUCUUACUUUUCUGACCGAUUGUACAAAGCCAUGAAGGGCCUGGGAACAGACGACAGGGCUCUCAUCCGUAUCAUGGUGUCCCGCUCCGAGAUUGACUUCUUCAACAUCCGCAAAGAGUUCAAGGAGACCCAUGACGCCUCUUUGCAUGAAUUCAUCCAGGUAGAGACGCUCGUUGGUGACACAUCAGGAGACUAUCGUAAAACCCUUUUGAUUCUCUGUGGAGGUGAGGACUAGAACAUUGUCUGUCAUCCGAGAUGUGUCACAGGAUAUUCAUGCCAAGUAACCAGUGCACUGUGUUCCCAUUCGUUGUUUCUGAGAUGCUAGUCAACACACAGUCUUUGUGCCCUCUGCUGCUGCUGCUGCUGCUGCCAUGCCUACGCCAAAGCUAAUGACCUAUGCAGAAGCCAUACCUUGUCCCAUUUUCUGAAAUCGUGCACGAAACAGUUUUUUACAGUUAAAAGCACUUUUUAUGGUGUUACCGUACUACCAGUGCUUCAUUUGUUACCCAACACCCUGUUUAAAUUGAUCACCCCAGAAAUAAAAGACGUGAUCGUCUUUGAGUUUGUGUUGUUAGAUGGACACCAUUGUUGAUGUGUUUUAAUACCAAAAGUUGCUUUAAAUCUAGUACAGAAUGUGGUGAUAUGCUUAUGAACAAAAUACCAAAAUUGUUGAUCAUACAAAAGUAAAUAAUACAAAAAAGA
This is a messenger RNA of Onychostoma macrolepis, 2819 nucleotides long. RefSeq names its product annexin A6 (gene anxa6). Gene Ontology annotation, cellular component: focal adhesion; cytoplasm. The transcript is spliced from 25 exons. The record is from RefSeq and is a predicted model, not a curated record. Gene Ontology annotation, biological process: apoptotic signaling pathway; mitochondrial calcium ion homeostasis; regulation of muscle contraction. The coding region runs from base 349 to 2352 and encodes 667 amino acids. NCBI's taxonomy places the organism in Eukaryota, Metazoa, Chordata, Actinopteri, Cypriniformes, Cyprinidae. Gene Ontology annotation, molecular function: phosphatidylserine binding; chondroitin sulfate binding; GTP binding.